This is a messenger RNA of Eurypyga helias (sunbittern), 887 nucleotides long. Its product is annotated as collagen alpha-1(XIV) chain-like. The record is from RefSeq and is a predicted model, not a curated record. The transcript is spliced from 7 exons. Lineage: Eukaryota; Metazoa; Chordata; Aves; Eurypygiformes; Eurypygidae. The annotation marks the transcript as partial. Gene Ontology annotation, molecular function: protein binding.
UCCAGGUAAUGGUGCCUGGGAGACAAAACAGUCUUCUGCUUCAGCCUCUGCUGUCUGAUACAGAGUACAAAGUUACUAUCACUCCAAUGUAUUCUGACGGGGAAGGAGUCAGUGUCUCAGCUCCUGGCAAAACUCUACCCCUGUCUGCUCCUAGAAAUUUACGUGUCUCUGAUGAAUGGUACAACAGAUUACGUAUCAGUUGGGAUGCCCCUCCGUCACCAACAAUGGGUUACAGGAUUGUCUACAAACCUAUCAACAUUCCAGGUCCUGCGUUGGAGACCUUUGUAGGGGAUGAUAUUAAUACCAUUCUCAUUCUAAAUCUCUUCAGUGGAACGGAGUACAGUGUUAAAGUAUUCGCUUCAUACUCAACAGGCUUCAGUGAUGCCCUAACAGGCAUAGCCAAAACCUUGUACCUCGGUGUGACAAAUUUGGAUUCCUAUCAAGUCCGCAUGACUAGUCUCUGUGCUCAGUGGCAGCUUCACAGACAUGCUACUGCAUACAGGGUAGUUAUUGAAUCGCUCGUGGAUGGGAAAAAGCAAGAAGUAAAUCUUGGUGGAGGGACGCCUAGACAUUGUUUCUUUGAGCUGGUGCCUGGAACUGAAUAUAAAAUUAGUGUUCAUACACAGCUUCAGGAGAUAGAGGGCCCUGCCGUAAGCAUCAUGGAGACAACAUUACCAUUUCCAACUCAACCACCAACAACACCUUCAACACCACCUCCACCACCUACAAUCCCUCCUGCGAAAGAGGUGUGCAAAGCCGCCAAAGCUGACCUAGCAUUCCUGGUGGAUGGGUCAUGGAGUAUUGGAGAUGACAAUUUCAAUAAAAUAAUUAGCUUUCUCUAUAGCACUGUUGGAGCUUUGGAUAAGAUUGGUCCUGAUGGAACGCAG